Molecule: messenger RNA, 1050 nt
Organism: Triticum turgidum subsp. durum (durum wheat)
Lineage: Eukaryota; Viridiplantae; Streptophyta; Magnoliopsida; Poales; Poaceae
Source: the annotation of a GenBank genome assembly
AUGGCCGCCGCGCCGCGCUACCGCACCCGAUUGUUUGUGGCGGUGCAGGACGACGGUGAAGUAGGCUACCUCCUCUUCAAACUCAACCUCAAGCAUCUCUUCUCCUCCCAGGAGAAACCCCUACCGCAACCCGGCGUCCGCGUCGACUGCCCGUCGUCGCCGCCGCUGCUCAGCCUGCCUGACCCCGUCGCCUGCUUCAAGCAAGUCAACUCCUAUGAGAUUAUGAUGUUCUCGGAUUCUCCCUGCGGCAACUUCAUUGCCGGCAUUGGCACCAACGGACGGACCCUACUCUACAACGGCGCCGUGGUCUCUCGCGGCCCCGUCAUGCCCUCCGUUAAGCAAUUUGUCUUCCUCGUCCCCGUCAGCGAUCGCAUGUUCUUCGUCAUCUCCCCAUACCCCUCUUAUGACGUUCCCCCGGGACCCCGGUUCGAGGUUCUCCAGCAUCACCCUUGCCCCGACAACGGCGGCCGCUGGGCCUGGAGCGCCGUCCCUGAGCCGCCGGGCUUCGCCCGCUGCAAGCGGGCGGACGUCACGGCCUACUUCGUGUCUGACGUGUGCGUCUGGAUCUCCUUGCAACACCAAGGCACUUACUCCUACGACACGGUACGCCGCAGGUGGCGCGUGGAGGGCGCCUGGCAGCUGCCUAUCAAGCGCCGGGGCGUGCUGGUCUCGGACUUCCUCGGCACGGGCCGGCGGCUGCUCUUCGGCUUCCAUGCAUUAGAAGAUUUCAGAGGGAAACCCUUUUGCGCUGUCGACAUGGACAUCAGGCCGCCCGCGAUCGUCGCGACCUGGCCGGAGGCCUUUCCUGCCGAGCCGGCGUGGCGCGCCGGAUAUACAAUAUGCUCGCAUGUCCCCGAGGUGGGGUACUUUGGAGGCGGCAGGUUUUGCCUCUGGGUGACCAAUCACAACAACGACAAGACACAUCGCCGCAGUGUCGUCUGUUUCAUGGCAGUCGAGCUCUCCCCAGAGCUGCGGCUACUCGAGCGCAAAUUCACCUGCUACCUGCUACCCCUUAGCUCACGCCCUUCUCCUGCUGAUGUAAUAAUGUAG